UCUAAUGACAUCUCACAAAGUAGUGGUAGAAAAAAGAAGAAAAAAUCCUAGAAAAAAAUAAUUUUUAUUAUAGUGAACAAGAAAAAACUGAAUUUUUAUUAAUUAUCGUAAAUAAAUACGGGGAAAAAUUAGUAAUUAAGUGAAGUUUGCAAAAUAUAUCAAAGUUUGGUGAUAAAAACCAUUAUUAAAUAAGGCCAAUCUAAUCUUAAUUGAAAUUAAGAAAAUGUCUCAAGGUGCUGGUACUGCUGGCACACCAUCAGCUCUACAAAAUGGAUUUAACAAAGUUUUUAUUCAACGAGAUUACAGUGAAGGUACUGCUGUUAAAUUUCAUACUAGAUUACCCAGUGAAUUGGAAGGCUUGAUUGAACGACAUGUUUUUGAGUCUACAAUAAACAGACUAAAUGAAUUUUUUGCGGAGGCCGAAAAAGGUUCAUGCAGUACCUAUUGCGAGGGCUGUAUUGGUUGUAUCACGGCAUAUUUGGUUUAUAUGUGCUCGGAAACGCACUAUGAAAAAACUCUGCGUAAAAUAUCUAAAUAUAUAGCUUCCCAAAAUGAACGCAUUUAUCAUCCAAAAGGUUUACAAAUCAUAGAUCCUACCUAUCGUGGUUUACGUGUUAUAGAAAUAACAAUUUUAGAUCGUCCUGGACGAACGUGACUUCCGCUUUCACACUCAACCGAAGAGUUUUUUAUGUAAUACUUAAAGAAAAACUAUAAUAGUUAAACAACGGAUCUUUAUUUCCAAAAAAGUUUAAUUUAAAUGUGUUAUAUUAAAAAUUUUCUUAAGAAAUAUUACUUUGUUUGGUUGACUGGUAAUUAAAAUAUUUAAUUUUAAAUUCAGUUCUAAAUUUGUUUAGCUAUAAAAUUAUAUUGUUUUGAACUACAGUAAAACAUUUUCUAAAUUAUUUACAUAAACUCAAAAAUUUUAACGUAGGAGAACAAAGUUUGAAUUGUAUCCUCUAAAAUACUUGGCAGAUUUAAACGAUUUCAGUAAAUUUAAUAUAGUAUUUAAUCAGACAAAACCUGUAAAUCUAGCGAGUGGUAAAUUUAACCAAAUUUGUGUAGAAAUUAAAAAAGUAAAGAAAAAAGUAUUUAACUUUUAUCAAUAAAAAUAAUAACUGAAAUUAACAAAUGACAAAGUCAACUUAUUAAGAAAACUAUAAAAUAAAACACAUUAAAAACUGUUGAAAUGCAAAAGAAUCUUUUUGAAAUAAAAAAUCCUUAAUUUCAUAGAAAUGUAAGUUUAAAUGUAAGCUUUUUGGUAAAACCUAUAAAUAAAUAUGCAUUUUUUUCAUCCCAAAAACAAA
Lucilia cuprina (Australian sheep blowfly) is the source of this 1304-nucleotide messenger RNA. Its product is annotated as golgin subfamily A member 7. Bases 224 to 655 code for a protein of 143 amino acids. The transcript is spliced from 4 exons. Lineage: Eukaryota; Metazoa; Arthropoda; Insecta; Diptera; Calliphoridae. Gene Ontology annotation, biological process: protein targeting to membrane; peptidyl-L-cysteine S-palmitoylation. Gene Ontology annotation, cellular component: palmitoyltransferase complex. The record is from RefSeq and is a predicted model, not a curated record.